Molecule: messenger RNA, 2637 nt
Organism: Mesorhabditis spiculigera
Lineage: Eukaryota; Metazoa; Nematoda; Chromadorea; Rhabditida; Rhabditidae
Source: the annotation of a GenBank genome assembly
AUGCGGCCGAGUCACUCACUUGCGGUCAUCCUCGUCUCGCUGGCACUCUGGGUCGGCAACGCCAAUGCUGAUGACGAUAACCCGAUCACCAGCCGAUUUAAGUGCCGCUCGAACGGGUGUUGCGAUCAUCACGAGUGGUGCCGCUUCUGGGCUUCAGUCGGUGAAUGCCGGACGAACGCCGAAUGGAUGGAGGACAACUGCCAAUUGGCCUGCGGAACUUGCCGCAAGAAGCUACCGCAGAUCCUCCGCCAGCUCAUCAACGCACGCGCACCACACAAAGAGCUGCUGACGUCGGCCCGACCAAACCCGGUGCGACCUCCUCCCCGUCCGCCAGUCACUCGCCCACCGACGCGUCUGACGCGACCUACCCUUAGGCCGACAUUCACCGCAGCCCGGACAUUCUUCACCAGACCUCCGGUUACCAGAGCGCGUGUGACUCCGGCCGCGACGUUCCGCACUCGAGUGACAGCCGCGCCUACCAGUGUCUUCGAUCUGGCGACCCCUUCCACCGAGGCGACGACGAUCCGCGUGAUCACGGUACCAAAGGGCGGCUUCGGUGCCACCCUCCUCCCGCGUGGCUUCCAAUUCGGGGCUGAAGCUCGGAAACGACCCUUCUUCCCCUUCUUCAUGCCGUUCCCAGGCAAGACCUCCCAGAGACUGCCGGUCCCGACUCGUAGCCCUCUGCUUGACCGUGCAUUUAGCCCGCAGCCAGUGACCCGCCCGGCCUUCCCAGCUCCACCUCCGGUGCCCGUCAUCUCGGCUAAUCCCGGCCAGAAUCUCUCUCCACCUCCUCCAUUUAAUGAGCGAUCGACCGCCGCCCAGAAUGCCCGUUGUCUGCAGCUGAUGCGGAACCCACCGGAGAAUCUCGCGGAAAUUAUGCACCGUGAAAGGCUGAUGCAGCCGGUUGAGGACCAAUCGGGGCGCCGCCCCAUCGACCUCGACCAGGUCGUACGAUCGAACCUGGCCAACGCCUGCGUCCCCAGGAACGAUGAGGCGGAGUGCGAGCGAUCUGCGUGCUACCACCUUACCUUCCGCACGUUUGACGGAACUUGCAAUAACAUCCGCAACCCGCUGCAGGGCUCGGCCUACAGGCCCUACACCCGUCUCUUGCCUCCCAACUAUGAUGAUGGUCUCCAUGAGCCUGUCGGCUCCCUCUUCCCCGAGUCUCGCCCUAACCCUCGCAUGGUAACCCGCAACAUUGUCUCUUCUGACGAGCAGGUGUUGUCGCACGAGUUCAACGCUCUUCUCAUGCAGUUUGGACAAUUCGUCUCCCACGACAUGGCCAAGACCACGCUGGUGCCCUCAUCCAAGUGCAACGUCUGCCAGAACAUGACCUCCCGCUGCAUGGCCGUGAAGGUGAUGCCCGAUGACCCGAACCCGAGCUUCCGUCACGACACCUGCAUCCGUGUCUCCCGGUCGUCCCCGAUCUGCGGCUCCGGCCACUUUAAGCCCCGCCAGCAGUUGAACGAGAACUCGAACUACAUUGAUGCCUCUCCAAUCUAUGGAUCUUCCCUCGUCGACUCGAAGAAAUUCCGUGACGGCCGAACCGGGCGUCUCCAGCUGCCGAUGUUCAAUGGAAUGCAAAUGCUGCCCUUCGACACCGGAUCAUGCCGAGGACCCCGCUCCUCUUGCAAGGUCAUCUUCCGUGCCGGUGAUUCUCGCGUCAACCUGUUCGUCGGUCUAUCGUCGUGGCACACCGUGUUCACGCGAGAGCACAAUAGAAUUGCCGCUACUCUACAGCGUUUGAACCCGCAUUGGAGCGGCGAUCGCGUCUUUAUGGAAUCUCGGAAACUUGUUGGUGCUCAGGUCCAGGCCAUCGUCUACCGUGAAUAUCUACCCAAGAUCCUCGGCACCGCUUUUGCCACGACCGUCGGAGAGUAUUUCGGUUAUGAUCCUAGCGUCGACUCGACAAUCGCCAACGAAUUCACAUCCGGGGCCUUCCGUUUCGGCCACGGAAUGAUUCAGGAACUUUACCAACGCCUUGACGCGAACUUCCGCAACAUGAGCAUUGGCCCCCUGGCUCUCGAGCACGGAACCCUGAAGUCUGACACGCUCAUCUUCGAGGGAGGACCUGAGGCGAUGAUCCGCGGUAUGUUGACCCAACCGGUAAAGCGGCCGCAACGCGUCACUCCUGCCGUCACCGAGAAAAUGUUCGGCUCCACCGAUUUGGCCACCAUCAAUAUCCAGCGAGGUCGCGACCACGGUCACCAGCCAUACAUCAAAUACCGCGAAUUGUGCGGAAUGGGCUCUGCCACGACAUUCGAGCAGCUUGGUCGUGAGAUUCUGUCCACCGGCGUGCGAAACCGAUUGCGAAACUCAUACGGAAGUGUCGACCGCAUCGACCUGUGGGUGGGUGCGCUCGUUGAGGAUCCGGUGCUCCGCGGUCUCGUUGGACCCACGAUCGCCUGCAUCGUCGGACCCCAGUUCAAGAGGACCAGGGAUGGAGAUCGUUUGUACUACGAGAACCCGGGCGUUUUCACGCGCGCCCAGGUGAACGAGAUCCGACGCAGCUCGCUGUCCCGGAUAUUGUGCGAUAACGCGAGGGGACUGACGAUGGUGCCGCGGGAAGCGUUCCGGCUCGGCCCAUUCGUGCCUUGCGGCCAGAUCCCGGCCAUGGACCUCUCGAAAUGGAAGGAA